Messenger RNA from Olea europaea var. sylvestris, 2072 nucleotides. Its product is annotated as U-box domain-containing protein 4. Gene Ontology annotation, cellular component: cytoplasm; nucleus. NCBI's taxonomy places the organism in Eukaryota, Viridiplantae, Streptophyta, Magnoliopsida, Lamiales, Oleaceae. The record is from RefSeq and is a predicted model, not a curated record. The transcript is spliced from 2 exons. Gene Ontology annotation, molecular function: protein binding. Bases 260 to 1642 code for a protein of 460 amino acids.
AGCAACGACGUCGCAUAGACAUCGCCGACUCAACACUGUGAUAGCUUAAGGGGUCCAUUUAGUGCGUCACGCCAAAAGUAAAACCAAAUUGAUCGACCAUAUCCACUCAAUUCGACCCAAAAAUGGUUCUGUUAAAAUCCAUCUUCUCUUCUAUAAAAGUCCUUCACUUGCUUAAAACCCUGAUUAACAAGCCAUGAAAAUUUCUUGAAAAGCUUCUAAAUUUCACUGAGAAUUCAAAUUUGUUGUGGGGGUUCCAACUAUGGUUUCUCUAGAAGAUUCACGCUCUCAUUCACACUCCAAUCCCAACAUUACUACUCACUUUCCUCGAACGCGGACUUAUUACUACACUCCGCCGCCGUCUUCCGCCAGCAUCAGCCGUUCGAUGGGCCGUUCCAUGCGUACUAUACGUUCAAAGCACUUCCAAACUGAUCUGUCUGGUGCCAUCUACGAGAAAUCGUCCAACGUUUCUGAAAACCUAACCGACUCGGUCAUAGACCUUCGCCUCGGGGAGCUCGCCAAUAAAUCGCCGGUUGAUUCGAAAGCUUCGUCUUCUUCCGAAAUCGACGAGUUUUUGGACAUUUCCCAAGCUUUCAGUGACUUCUCCGCGUGCUCCAGUGACAUAUCUGGAGAGCUCCAGCGCCUAGCUAGCCUCCCCCAUCCUGGCCCGAAUCAAAGUCCGACGCAAGACCCGGAGCCCGAACCAUGUUUGGGCUUUUUGCAGAGAGAGACAUUUUCCACGGAGAUUAUUGAAAUCAUUUCUCCUGAAGACCUUCAGCCUACUGUAAAGCUCUGUGUGGACGGGUUGCAGUCGUCCUCAGUUGCAAUUAAAAGGUCAGCAGCUGCUAAAUUGAGACUAUUGGCAAAAAAUCGAGCUGAUAAUCGGGCCUUGAUUGGAGAAUCCGGUGCAGUUCCCGCUUUGAUCCCGCUUCUCCGGUGUUCGGAUCCGAUGACUCAGGAACAUGCAGUCACGGCUUUACUCAACCUCUCACUUCUUGAAAGCAACAAAAGUGUGAUCACAGAUGCAGGUGCAGUAAAAUCCUUAAUUUACGUGUUAAAAACAGGCACAGAGACUUCCAAACAGAACGCAGCAUGCGCUUUGUUAAGCUUGGCUUUGAUCGAAGAGAAUAAAUUGUCAAUUGGUGCUUGCGGUGCAAUACCUCCAUUAGUGGCACUGCUCAUUAAUGGGUCGAGUAGAGGGAAAAAAGAUGCUUUAACAACGCUGUAUAAGUUAUGCUCGGUGAAAUUGAAUAAGGAGAGGACAGUGAAUGCCGGGGCUGUGAGGCCGUUGGUGGGGCUUGUGGGAGAGCAGGGGACUGGUUUGGCCGACAAGGCGAUGGUGGUGUUGAGUAGUUUGGCUGCCAUUGAGAUGGGACAGGAGGCAAUUAUAGAGGAAGGUGGUGUUGCGGCACUGGUCGAGGCAAUCGAGGAUGGAAGCGUUAAGGGGAAGGAAUUUGCAGUCUUGACUUUGUUGCAGUUGUGUAGAGAAAAUGUUCGGAACAGGGGAUUGCUCGUUAGGGAGGGAGGCAUCCCACCACUUGUUGCCCUGUCACAGACUGGUACAGCAAAAGCUAAGCAUAAGGCUGAAGCACUUCUUGGGUACCUGAGAGAACCUAGACAAGAAGCUUCUACGUCGAGUCCGUAGAGACUCGCAUAAAUGGUUCUGUAUAAUAUCAUACUGUAAACAGUUUGUUGUUGACUGUAUAUGGUAAUUGUUUUGAUGGGAUUGGGAUUUGUACAGAGUAGUCGAGUAUUUAGGAGUAUAUGAUAGAAAUUUGAGAAUGAUUAGAAGCUGGCCUUCUAGUUGUAUGUUGGUCAAUUAGAUUCUUUUUUGGUUUGCACAUCCCCUUCAUUGAUGGUAUUUGUCUCUAUGGAGGGUGGAGCUUGGUUAUCUAGCGUGUGUUUUUGGUUGCUGAGAAUUCGGGUAUUAUUUGUGUUGUUUUAUUUCGGUGAUCAAAUUCCAUGGAAGGUUUUAUUAGUCAUUCUUCCAUGAAUGGAAAAUUUUCUUUUGAGCUUGACCCUGAUCCAGGUUAUAGAAGAUUGAGUGUGCUUGAGCUUGGUUUGUUUUAAUUACA